GGUAGUUGCACCUGUUCACCUUAGUGAAUUUUGUACAAAAAUAUUUAUAUCUACUCAAAUUCUGUUCCUUUAAAUGCAUAUAAAGGGUACAUUGUUAAGAGACAAAGACAGGAAGAAACAGGACUAAUGGAGGACCAGCCAUUAUUACCUAGUAUACUUGACAUGACAACUAAGUUAUCAGACAUGUCGUCGGACGAAAUCGAAGAAUUCUUGGAACACAAGAAUGUGUCUUUUAAAGGGUAUUUCAAGUUGUUUGCAUGGGAAUCAAGGCUACUUUGGCUUCUAUCAGGGGCUGUUAUUAUAGUCUUGAUUUUUAACUACAUGCUUGGUUUUGUUACACUCAUGUUUGUUGGACAUUUUGGUUCAUUGGAAUUAGCUGCUGCUUCCAUUGUUAGUGUGGGAAUUCAAGGCUUUGCUUAUGGUGUUAUGUUAGGUAUGGCAAGUGCAGUUGAGACAGUUUGUGGGCAAGCAUAUGGAGCAAAAAGAUAUGCAGUUAUGGGAGUAAUAUGCCAGAGAGCAAUUAUAUUGCAUCUUGGAGCAGCAUUUCUCCUCUCAUUUCCUUAUUGGUUCUCAGGGCCACUUCUUAAAGCAAUAGGCCAAUCAGACACUAUUUCUGAACAAGGCGAAUUAUUCGCCCGUGGGUUGAUCCUUCAGCUUUAUGCAUUUGCUAUAAGUUGCCCGAUGCAGAGGUUUCUGCAGGCACAGAACAUUGUCAAUCCUAUGGCUUAUAUAGCUGUCGCCGUGUUCGUUGUGCAUGUUCUGGUUACUUGGCUAGUGGUUGAUGUCUUGGGAUAUGGUCUUCUCGGAGCUUCUCUCGCGCAGAGCUUCUCGUGGUGGCUGUUGGUCGUUGCACAAUAUCUUUAUAUAAAUUUUAGUCCUUUAUGCAAGGAAACUUGGACUGGUCUCUCUACUGAUGCUUUCAAAAGCAUUUGGCCUUACUUCAAGCUAACUGUUGCCUCAGCUGUCAUGUUAUGCUUGGAGAUAUGGUACUCCCAAGGACUAGUGCUUGUAUCAGGCCUCCUUCCAAAUUCUACAAUCUCAUUAGACUCCAUCUCUAUCUGCAUGAAUUACUGGAACUGGGAUAUGCAAGUCGCGUUGGGACUAGGAGCUGCAGCCAGCGUUCGAGUUAGUAAUGAGCUUGGAGCAGGACAUCCAAGAGUUGCCAAGUUUUCAGUGAUCAUAGUGAGCUUGACAAGUAUCUUGAUCAGUACAGUUCUCUGCAUUGUUGUGCUGAUAUUCAGGAUUGGAUUAAGCAAACUCUUUACAAGUGACACUCAAGUCAUUGAAGCUGUCUCCAAUUUAACUCCACUACUUGCCAUUUCUGUUUGGUUGAAUGGCAUUCAACCUAUUCUCUCUGGUGUGGCUGUUGGCAGUGGAUGGCAAGCAGUGGUAGCAUAUGUCAAUCUAGCUACUUAUUAUUUUAUUGGCCUCCCCAUUGGAUGCAUUCUUGGCUUCAAAACAAGUUUACAAGAAGAAGGAAUAUGGUGGGGUAUGAUUGCAGGAGUUAUCCUACAGACAUUCACAUUAUCUAUUUUAACUGCCAGAACAAACUGGAAUACUGAGGUUGCAAAAGCUGCUGCGCGCUUAAAGGAAGCUGGAAAUAGAGAAAGUGAAGAUCUUGCAGACAGCCGUUGAUGAUAGUUUCUGCUCACAACCUCAUGACGAUCAACAAACAUUUUGACAAUGAGUGCUUGCUUUCACAUCAAAAUGCAUAAAUUUUCCUUGAAAACUUAGUCACAAAUUCUUCAAGCCCCAGCAAGUAUUUUGUUAUCAAGUAUUUUCAGUAUUUGGUAGUUGAAGUUUACCAAAAGAUUAAUGAAACUUACUAUAUAUGUGAUGA
Molecule: messenger RNA, 1840 nt
Organism: Nicotiana attenuata
Lineage: Eukaryota; Viridiplantae; Streptophyta; Magnoliopsida; Solanales; Solanaceae
Product: protein DETOXIFICATION 41
Exons: 8
Coding region: 127-1635 (502 amino acids)
Biological process (GO): xenobiotic detoxification by transmembrane export across the plasma membrane
Cellular component (GO): vacuolar membrane
Molecular function (GO): xenobiotic transmembrane transporter activity; antiporter activity
Source: RefSeq, a predicted model, not a curated record